Molecule: messenger RNA, 991 nt
Organism: Xylaria bambusicola
Lineage: Eukaryota; Fungi; Ascomycota; Sordariomycetes; Xylariales; Xylariaceae
Exons: 2
Coding region: 120-812 (230 amino acids)
Source: RefSeq, a predicted model, not a curated record
CUCAUCCUGUGCUUCUCACAUCUGUCCUGAAUUCAAGCCCACCCAGUCCAACACUAGGCGACAUAAAUUGAUUCCUACGACCACAUAAUCAUCAGAGAAUCGAUAGUACAAACAAAAACAUGGCAUCUGGUGAUCCACAAUACGAUGCGCUAGUACAAUUAAUGCAUCGGUACUUUUCCGACGACGGUAACAUCCCUUCUGAAUAUAUCUAUCACAGAAUUAAUGAUUACCUUAAUCGGAAAAUCGGCGAUUCCUGCACAGCGGAUCAGUUGUGCUGGCUCGAGAGUUUUCUGCUGAGCUUUACCAUGUACUAUCUCUCGGACUGGUUCUACGUUAGCGAACUGCUCAUUUGUCUAAACGAGACAGAAGCGCAGCUCUAUUCUGCUCCAAUUGCAGAGGUGCUCUACCGCGCUCACUCCUCCAUAGCAGACAGCAGAGAGUGGGACACGAAAUGGGUAGAUUACUGCGCUCUUGUCGGUAGUGUUAUCGAGACUAGACUAGAUGAACUUGAACAUGAACAGCGACUGAUCAGGAUCCUUGUUCAAGUUUUUGCUGAGAAGAACCACCCGAGUCUCGAGAACAUCCUGUUAGAAGGAGCGGCCACAUGUCUGAGUAAGAUGAGCAAACCUGUCGUACUAUACAUCAGGUCGAAAGAAUGGGACAUGACAGAAUACGGGAUGGGCGGACGCGUGACACUUGAAGACUGGUGUCUCUGGGACGCUCGACUUCUUGCAUUCAAGCAUGAUAAAUCUCAGACUCCAGAAGCAAGGAGUGUGGCUGCAAAAGCAUUAUUACUCAUGCGAGGGGAUUAGAAGCACAAGCAGCAAAUGGCGACCACGGCGUUAAGGUCUUUUCCCCAACACAAACACAGUGCAGUAUCACGUCCUAUCACUCUGUUGCCCUCAGGCGUCUUGUUUUUCCUUUAAUAGAAGCGCAGCUAAUUACAACGUCAGAUAGUAGUAGUUUGCUACUAGGAGACAAUUGAUUCCUA